GCUCGUGCGUGCCUUGUUCGGUUUGCAGUUCAGACAAAGAAAAUUGUUGAGUUGAUACUUCACUCGGACAAAAAGAAAAAAGUCUAGAUCCACUUGUACUAGCCACUGAUGUGUACUUCUUUGACAAGAUACUGCAGGUUUGAAAAUUCAGCGAUGAAAAACUCUUCCUUCUUGAUACUUAUCUUGAUUGGUUUUGUUUUCUUUGCAUCCGUUAUCGAAGUAAACAGUAACUGUACCCCUGGUGGAGCAAAGAAGGAAUGUGGCGAACACAAACAGUGCUUGAAGAAGGGAGUAAAUAACACCUACCACUGUGUUUGUAAGGCAGGAUUUAUGACACUUGGAGACUCCUGUCAAGAUAUGGACGAAUGUCAGGAAAAAGAUAUUCGAUCGAAAUGCAAGCGAAAAGGAGCGAAGUGUAAAAAUAUACCAGGUUCUUAUACGUGCAAGUGUCCGCAAGGAUUUGAAAUGAAUUUGGAGUCGGAUCAUUGUGAAGACCUAGACGAAUGUGAAGACAAACCAUGUCACGAAAAAGCCGUUUGUCACAAUGAGAGGGGUUCCUACAGUUGUGCAUGCGUGAAAGGAUUUGCCGGUGAUGGACAUGAGUGUGUCGAGGACAUGGCGUACAAACAGAAACAAAAAAUACAGCAGAUCAUAACGAUUGGGGGCGCGGCUGGAGGAGGGACGUUGUUCCUUAUCGCCUUGAUAGUGUGUUUCUUGGGAGCGAGGAAGAAAAAACCAGAGGAGAAAGAAGAAAAAGGGAUAGAAGAACAGGACUCUACUACCACUGUGUAUAGCAGGUGGGAGAGUUCUGAGGAAUCAGAUGAUGAUGACGACGAUGAGUAGCACUGUUAAGAAAUAUCUUCUGAAUUCAAGUUACAGAUCGUGUUCUAAUUAUGUCAAACAACAGGAGGACAAAGCCCUGAAACGCAAAUUUCUAUUUAAGGGACAUCUUUAGUUUCCAAGUAAUAGUGCUGUAUUGUUUUGAUUUUUUUUUUUCAUGUUUCUUUGUUUUUUAAACCUAACGUAAUCUGGCCUUGACAACUUGAAAAACAAAAUCUCACAGAAAGAAUAUCUUCAAAUUUGAAAGUUUACAAGCAAAAACAGCCAUGUUUGCCUUAUGCAUAUUAAUAAAAUAUCAUUUCAAGGUUA
Molecule: messenger RNA, 1149 nt
Organism: Stylophora pistillata
Lineage: Eukaryota; Metazoa; Cnidaria; Anthozoa; Scleractinia; Pocilloporidae
Product: uromodulin
Molecular function (GO): calcium ion binding
Source: RefSeq, a predicted model, not a curated record